Molecule: messenger RNA, 3509 nt
Organism: Rhineura floridana
Lineage: Eukaryota; Metazoa; Chordata; Lepidosauria; Squamata; Rhineuridae
Gene: IPO5
Product: importin 5
Exons: 26
Coding region: 160-3456 (1098 amino acids)
Biological process (GO): protein import into nucleus
Cellular component (GO): nucleus; cytoplasm
Molecular function (GO): small GTPase binding; nuclear import signal receptor activity
Source: RefSeq, a predicted model, not a curated record
CGCCGGCAGGAGGAGGUUGUCUUGCCGGGAGGGUGGGGAGAAGUUCACAAGAGCGCGGCAGUGCCGGCUCCGCCUUCCUUUGGUCGGUGUGAGGCCUGGAGUCUCCUCCUCCUCCUUCCUCCUCCCUGCCCGGCCGGCCUCUCUCUCUCUUUGGUAGCCAUGGCGGCGGCAGCGGAGCAGGAACAGCAGCAAUUCUACCUUCUUCUAGGCAACCUGCUCAGCCCGGACAAUGUCGUCCGGAAACAGGCCGAGGAAACAUAUGAGAACAUACCGGGUCAGUCUAAAAUUACAUUCCUUCUGCAAGCUGUCAGAAAUACUACUGUUGCUGAAGAGGCUAGACAAAUGGCUGCUGUGCUUCUACGUAGACUUUUGUCAGCUUCUUUUGAGGAAGUUUAUCCAACAUUACCCCCUGAAGUUCAGUCUGCCAUCAAAAGUGAAUUGCUCUUGAUUAUUCAGUUGGAAACACAAUCUAGCAUGAGGAGAAAAAUCUGUGAUAUCGUAGCUGAACUGGCCAGGAAUCUAAUAGAUGAGGAUGGCAAUAACCAAUGGCCAGAAGGCUUGAAGUUCUUGUUUGACUCGGUCAGCUCUCAAAAUGUGGGCCUGCGUGAAGCUGCACUACACAUCUUCUGGAACUUUCCUGGAAUUUUUGGAAAUCAACAGCAGCAUUAUUUGGAGGUCAUCAAACGGAUGUUGGUACAAUGUAUGCAGGAUCAAGAGAAUCCAACGAUCAAGACACUGUCAGCUAGGGCUGCAGCUGCAUUUGUUCUUGCUAAUGAGCAAAAUCUUCCCCUUCUUAAACAUUUUGCAGACUUGCUCCCUGGAAUCUUGCAGGCAGUAAAUGACUCCUGUUACCAAAAUGAUGAUUCAGUACUAAAGUCUCUUGUAGAGAUUGCAGACACGGUUCCAAAGUAUUUACGCCCACACUUAGAGCCUACAUUACAACUAAGUUUGAAGUUGUGUGCAGACACUAGUCUCAGUAACAUGCAACGUCAGCUGGCCCUUGAAGUAAUAGUUACAUUGUCAGAGACUGCUGCUGCUAUGCUGAGAAGGCAUAUCAAUAUUGUUGCACAAGCUAUUCCUCAGAUGUUAACGAUGAUGGUUGACCUAGAAGAAGAUGAAGAUUGGGCAAAUUCUGAUGAGUUGGAAGAUGAUGACUUUGACAGCAAUGCAGUUGCUGGUGAGAGUGCAUUGGACAGAAUGGCAUGUGGCCUUGGUGGAAAACUGGUUCUGCCUAUGAUAAAAGAACAUAUUAUGCAAAUGCUUCAGAAUCCUGACUGGAAGUGUAGACAUGCUGGCUUGAUGGCUCUGUCAGCUAUCGGUGAAGGCUGUCACCAACAGAUGGAGGGGAUUCUGAACGAAAUAGUUAACUUGGUUUUGCUUUUUCUUCAGGAUCCUCACCCAAGAGUAAGAUACGCUGCUUGUAAUGCAAUUGGUCAGAUGGCUACAGACUUUGCACCAGGCUUCCAGAAAAAAUUCCACGAGAAGGUAAUUGCAGCUCUUCUACAGACCAUGGAAGACCAAGGCAACCAGCGUGUUCAGGCUCAUGCAGCUGCUGCUCUGAUCAACUUUACUGAAGACUGUCCCAAAUCAUUGCUUAUUCCUUACUUAGAUAACUUAGUGAAGCAUCUUCAUUCCACUAUGGUAUUAAAAUUGCAGGAGCUGAUAGAAAAAGGCACUAAGCUGGUUUUGGAACAGGUGGUUACAUCAAUUGCAUCAGUUGCUGAUACAGCAGAAGAAAAGUUUGUUCCAUACUAUGACUUAUUUAUGCCAUCUCUUAAACACAUUGUUGAGAAUGCUGUGCAGAAGGAACUUAGACUCUUAAGAGGAAAAACCAUAGAAUGUAUCAGCUUAAUUGGCCUUGCAGUAGGUAAAGAGAAGUUCAUGCAGGAUGCAUCAGAUGUGAUGCAGCUCUUGCUGAAAACACAGACUGACUUCAAUGACUUGGAAGAUGAUGACCCUCAGAUAUCGUAUAUGAUUUCUGCAUGGGCUAGAAUGUGCAAGAUCCUUGGAAAGGAAUUCCAGCAAUACCUUCCUGUUGUGAUGGGUCCUUUAAUGAAAACUGCAUCAAUUAAGCCUGAAGUGGCCCUCCUUGACACACAAGAUAUGGAGAAUAUGAGUGAUGAUGAUGGCUGGGAAUUUGUAAAUCUCGGUGACCAGCAGAGUUUUGGUAUUAAGACUGCAGGCCUUGAAGAAAAAGCAACUGCAUGCCAGAUGUUGGUUUGCUAUGCCAAAGAGCUGAAGGAAGGAUUUGUGGAGUACACAGAGCAAGUUGUAAAACUGAUGGUUCCUUUGUUGAAAUUCUAUUUCCAUGAUGGUGUUCGUGUGGCAGCUGCAGAAUCAAUGCCUUUGCUCCUGGAAUGUGCAAGAGUUCGCGGCCCAGAAUACCUCACUCAGAUGUGGCAUUUUAUGUGUGACGCCCUUAUCAAAGCCAUAGGAACAGAACCUGAUUCAGAUGUACUGUCAGAAAUCAUGCAUUCUUUUGCCAAGUGUAUUGAAGUAAUGGGAGAUGGAUGCCUUAACAAUGAACACUUUGAAGAGCUUGGGGGAAUAUUGAAAGGAAAACUAGAAGAGCACUUUAAGAAUCAAGAAUUAAGGCAAGUGAAAAGGCAAGAUGAAGACUAUGAUGAGCAAGUUGAGGAGUCAUUGCAAGAUGAACAUGACAGCGAUGUCUACAUUCUGACUAAAGUAUCAGAUAUUUUGCACUCAAUAUUCAGCAGCUACAAGGCAAAGGUGUUACCAUGGUUUGAACAGCUGCUGCCACAAAUUGUCAACUUAAUUUGUCCGCAUAGGCCAUGGCCAGACAGGCAGUGGGGUUUAUGCAUUUUUGAUGAUGUCAUAGAACACUGCAGCCCAACCUCAUUCAAAUAUGCAGAAUACUUCUUGAGACCAAUGCUACAGUCAGUAUGUGACAACAGCCCAGAAGUUAGACAAGCUGCUGCUUAUGGUAUUGGAGUUAUGGCACAAUUUGGUGGGGACAAUUAUCGGCCUUUCUGCACAGAGGCGCUUCCAUUGCUGGUGAGAGUUAUUCAAUCAACAGAUGCCAAAACCAAAGAGAAUGUCAAUGCAACAGAAAACUGCAUUUCAGCAGUUGGGAAGAUCAUGAAGUUUAAGCCUGACUGUAUAAAUGUUGAAGAAGUACUGCCUCAUUGGUUAUCGUGGCUUCCUCUGCAUGAAGACAAAGAAGAAGCUGUUCAUACUUUCAAUUAUUUGUGUGACCUAAUAGAGAGUAAUAAUCCCAUUGUCCUGGGCCCCAACAAUUCUAAUCUGCCCAAAAUAUUCAGUAUAAUUGCGGAUGGUGAAAUUAAUGAAGCAAUCAAGCAUGGAGAUCCAUGCACCAAACGACUGGCUAACGUAGUUCGGCAAGUGCAGACGUCUGGAGGUUUGUGGACAGAAUGCAUAUCUCAGCUCAAUGCAGACCAGCAGGCAGCCAUACAGGAGCUCCUGAACGCUGCGUAAAGGGCCUUAAUUAUCAUCCACAAGAAAACUCCAAAUAAACAUUUACCCUUCGG